Bombina bombina (fire-bellied toad) is the source of this 1264-nucleotide messenger RNA. RefSeq names its product N-ribosyldihydronicotinamide:quinone reductase 2 (gene NQO2). The record is from RefSeq and is a predicted model, not a curated record. Bases 233 to 925 code for a protein of 230 amino acids. Gene Ontology annotation, molecular function: NAD(P)H dehydrogenase (quinone) activity. Gene Ontology annotation, cellular component: cytosol. Lineage: Eukaryota; Metazoa; Chordata; Amphibia; Anura; Bombinatoridae. The transcript has 6 exons.
CGCUACCCUGCAGCUAGACUGCUUUGCCUAAAGUGAAUACCUCAAGCUGCCUUUCACCAAUUGCUGCUUAUGUGACAAGAAUAUCCUGAACUGAAGCUUUGGUUUGUAAAGCAAUAUAUAAUGCUCUACAUAUAGAAUAUAGGUAGAUAUUAACUUUACCUAAGGAGACUAGAGCUGAAACAAUAUUAAUACCUCAGCAGUACACAUACAUUUUACAGUUUGCUUAUUUCACAUGGAAGGCAAAACAGUACUAAUAGUGUAUGCACAUCAGGACCCCCGAUCUAUGAACGGAUCUUUAAAAGAUGCUGCAGUUGAUGUAUUCCAUAAGAGAGGAUACCGUGUUAUUGUAUCAGACCUAUACGCAAUGGAGUUUAAUGCAGUUGCAACCAAAAAUGACGUUCUAGGAGACCUCUGCAAUCCCGAGCACUUCAAUUAUGCAACUGAGACAACGGAAGCAUUCAAGUCUGGGUUAUUGUGUGAGGAAAUCACAAAGGAACAGAAAAAAAUCCAGGAUGCUGAUUUAAUAAUAUUCCAGUUCCCAUUGUACUGGUUCAGCUUUCCUGCUAUCAUGAAGGGUUGGAUAGAUCGGGUCUUCAUAAAAGGCUUUGCCUUUAAUGUCCCUUCACAUCGCUGUGAUGGCCUAUUGCAGGGUAAGAAAGCAUUACUAUCAUUCACUACCGGUGGGACUAAAGAAAUGUAUUCUAAAGAGGGAGCAAAGGGAGACAUACAGUUGGUGAUUUGGCCAAUACAUCACGGCAUACUGCAUUUCUGUGGUAUUAAAGUUCUGGUACCACAUAUCGCAUAUGCACCAGAGUUGGUCACUGAAGAAAAAAGGAAAGAAAUUAUCACUUUAUGGGCUCAGAGACUGGAAAACAUUUGGGAUGAAAAGCCUAUUGACUGCACCUCAUCUUGCUUGUUCAAAUAGAUUUAACAAUAAAUCAAGUGGGUAAAGAUCCGUAAGGAAUAAAUCAAUAUAGCAGCAGUUUCUUUCAUGGCUGAAAUAAUAGGAAAUGCAAUGAAAAUGAACUACAAUUUGAUGUUAGUGAAUGCUAUGCAAACGUACACUGUAUAGAUCAUAUUCAAGUUAUAAAUGUACCUGUCAGUUAUAGAGAAUUUAAUAUACUUUAUUGGUUAUUGGCCAUUUAUUUAACUGGAAUGUGAUGCUUAAGCAUAAGCACUGAUUAAUAUGAUUUCUGAUGUUCUGUUACUUCAAAAAAUUGUUAGAUGAUUCUCCAGACAUUAUUAAAUUUUGUAUUGCUUUUUG